This is a messenger RNA of Alligator sinensis (Chinese alligator), 3845 nucleotides long. It is a transcript of the gene RBM19, whose product is annotated as RNA binding motif protein 19. The record is from RefSeq and is a predicted model, not a curated record. Gene Ontology annotation, molecular function: RNA binding. Bases 101 to 2935 code for a protein of 944 amino acids. NCBI's taxonomy places the organism in Eukaryota, Metazoa, Chordata, Crocodylia, Alligatoridae. The transcript has 25 exons.
CACGUGACUCCCCACGAGCAAGAUGGCGGCGCCCAGGGGUCGGCGUGCUCGCUGAGCGGGGCUGCGAGCAGCGCUCCCCCGCCCCCCACCCUCCGCCGGCAUGUCGCGGCUUAUCGUGAAAAACCUGCCGAAUGGGAUGAAGGAAGAUCGCUUCCGGAAGCUGUUUGCUGCCUUUGGUACGCUGACCGACUGCUGCCUGAAGUUCACAAAGGACGGCAAGUUCCGCAAGUUUGGCUUCGUUGGCUUUAAGUCUGAGGAUGAAGCCAAAACCGCGCUGAACCAUUUCCACAGGAGUUUCAUAGACACGUCCAGGAUCACAGUAGAGGUCUGUAAAUCUUUUGGAGACCCAUCAAAACCCAAACCUUGGAGCAAACACUCACAAAAGCCAGCCAACAAACCUGCUGCAAAUCCAGAUCACACAAAUACAAAGAAGGACAAAAAGGUGAAAAAUGUGACCGGAAACUUAAAAGAGCUGGAAGGAAAUGAAGAGUUCAGAGAGUUUUUGAUGGUUCACCAGAAACGGUCACAAGUAGCCACUUGGGCCAAUGACACAUUGGCAGAGGAACCCAAGGCAAGAAAAUUGAAGCCAGUAACUGAUUAUCUGAACUUCGACUCAUCUGAGUCAAGUGACCUGAGUGAAGAGAGUGGGGAUGAAUUCCAAGAGGAAGAAGAUAAAGGCAACAAAACUAAGGGACACCCCACAGAAAAGGUGGCUGUCACGAAAGGGCUUUCUGAUAUGGAUUACUUGAAAUCGAAGGUGGUGAAGGAUACUUCCUUGGAUGAAGAGAGUGAGGAGGAAGAGGAGGACAGUGAACAGCAUGAGGAAAGUAGUGAGGAAGAGGAGAAGCCUAGCAACAUGGAAGGUAUAGACGUCCAGAUGAAAAAGGGAGCAAUGCUGGAAGAAGAGAUCAAAGAGCAAGGGAAAUCAAAGGAAGAGGAGAAAAAGAAAGGCACUAAAUCAGAGCUGAAGAAUUGGGCUGAUUCGACUGAAGCAACCAUGCUAUACACUGUGAAGCUGCGUGGUGCCCCUUUCAACGUCACCGAGCAAAAUGUUAGAGAAUUUUUGCUGCCACUUAAACCUGUGGCAAUACGGAUAGCAAGAAACAAGCAUGGAAAUAAGACAGGUUAUGUCUUUGUUGACUUCACCAAUGAGGAAGAAGUACAGAAGGCCUUGAAACAGAACAAUGAAUACAUGGGUGGGCGCUAUAUUGAGGUGUCCAGGGAGGAGCAGGUACCAAAGAUGAAAUUUGCACAGAAGGAACAGCAACCCUGGCAGAGAAGGAAGAAGGAUGAUGAGGAAGAGGAGGACCUGUCUGAGUCUGGGCGGCUUUUUGUGAGGAACCUUCCCUACUCUGCAACUGAGGAGGACUUGGAGAAACUAUUUUCCAAAUAUGGUCCUCUGUCAGAGAUUCACUUCCCUAUAGACAGCCUGACCAAGAAACCCAAGGGAUUUGCCUUCAUCACAUACAUGAUCCCUGAGCAUGCAGUGAAGGCCUUUGCAGAAGUGGAUGGGCGGGUGUUCCAGGGCAGAAUGCUGCAUGUGUUACCAUCUACCCUAAAGAAAGAAGCAGAGAACACAAGUGCUGCAGGAUCCUCUUCAUACAAGAAGCAGAAAGACUCCAAGGAGAAAGCAAGCAGUGGCAGCUCUCAUAACUGGAACACGCUGUUCAUGGGGACAAACGCUGUGGCAGAUGCAAUUGCACAAAAGUACCAUACCACCAAGAGCCAAGUGCUUGAUCACGAAGGCAGAGGUAGUGUGGCUGUGAGGGUUGCCCUGGGGGAAACGCAGCUGGUUCAGGAAGUCCGCCAGUUCCUGAUCGAUAAUGGAGUCAGCCUGGAUUCCUUCAGUCAGGCAUCUGGGGAGCGGAGUAAAACCGUGAUCCUAGCAAAGAACCUUCCUGCUGGUACUUGUGUGACCGAGCUGGAGGAGGUGUUUGGUCGACAUGGCAGCCUUGGACGGGUGCUGCUCCCAGAAGGGGGAAUCACAGCCAUUGUGGAAUUCCUGGAGCCCACAGAGGCCAAGCGAGCUUUCACCAAGCUGGCCUAUUCCAAGUUCCAGCAUGUCCCUCUGUAUCUGGAGUGGGCCCCUAUGGACGUCUUUUCCUGCCCACCCCCUGAGAAGAAACAGCCUGAGACACCAGAAGAGGCAGAAAGAGCAAGGCUAGGAGCUGGAGCUGAGGGAAUGAAAGAGGACUUGGAAGAACUAGCAGUAGAAGAGGAAGAUGAGGAAGAAGAAAGUGUUCCAGGAUGUACCCUGUUCAUCAAAAACCUCAGUUUUGCCACCACUGAGGAAACACUGAGGGAGGCAUUUUCCAAAGUGGGAGCUGUGAAGAGCUGCACGAUCUCAAAGAAGACAGACAAAGCAGGCACUUUACUUUCCAUGGGCUUUGGAUUUGUGGAGUACAAGAAACCAGAAAAUGCUCAGAAAGCACUCAGGCAGCUCCAGGGUUGCAUGGUGGACGGCCAUCAGCUGGAAGUGAAAAUCUCUGAGAGGGCCAUCAAGUCUACUGUGACUUCGUCCCGUAAAAAACAAAUACUCAAGAAGCAAAAGAGCUCCAAGAUCUUAGUCCGAAAUAUCCCAUUCCAGGCUACGGUGAGGGAAGUCAGAGAGCUUUUCAGCACCUUUGGGGAGCUGAAGACUGUCCGACUGCCAAAGAAAAUGGCUGGAACGGGAUCACAUCGUGGGUUUGGAUUUGUAGAUUUCCUCACCAAACAGGAUGCCAAGAAAGCCUUCAAUGCCCUGUGCCACAGCACCCACUUGUAUGGCAGGAGGCUGGUCCUGGAAUGGGCUGACACGGAGGAAACAGUGGAGGCCCUGAGACGGAAAACUGCUGAACAUUUUCACGGUUCCUCAAAGAAGAAAAAGCAAUCCGUGAUUUUGGAUGAAAUCUUGCAGCAGAUAGAAGAGGAAUAUGAUGACGAUGGAGACCAUUAGCAGGCUCUUCUGCUGCUACACAGUGCCCCAAAGGUCAUCUGUGGAUGGACAAAAAGAAUGGGACAUCUGCCUGUAUGUUCUAUGGCCAAGUGGGAUUAAGCACACUCGUUACCAUCAGAAUCUGCUACAGCAUCCCUUUCAACCAGGGGAUUAAUUCACACCUCGCACAUAGCUGAGGCAUGCCAAGCUCUUUGUCUGAGAAGGAGAUACACCUGGACUCAAGAGGUGGAAGAUGAGCCUUUUCCAUUCAAGGGCAAUACUUGCCCAUCAGUGGGCACUUGUGGGACUCCUGCUAAUUCAGAGAUUUCAGGCUGGAACAGUAUUUUCUUUAACCCCAGAGAAUUUACAUAUCUGUCAACCCUGAAACCUGGGACACCAGCCACAUAAACCUCAGAAAAAAGCUAGACACCAAGGGGCUAUCAGCAUUUUGCUUUUGAAUCAAAUUGUUCUUAAAAUCUGAAUAAUUUAAAACAUAUUCCUGUACAUUAAAUUUUUUUAAUACUUUUUCUAAACACAGUUGAAUCUCUUGGGGUUUCUUUUUUUCUUCCAAUUUUUAUUAGCCAUCACCGGGUAUUUAUUUUAGCCUUCUAGGAAGAUGGAAAUAUUUGUGGCAAGGCCUGGCUUUGCUGCAUUCAGCUUUGUGCCUGUCAUUUCUUUCCCUGCUCUCAGCCAGCUACCUCCCUUCCCUUCUCUGAUUUCAAAGGAAAAGAGGCUUUGCUUUUCAACCAGGGUACCAGUUUACAUGUGUACGCAGCUGAUAAAGUAUUCCACCGCACCCCUUUCCCCUCUGGGAAUCGCUGUCUUACGGCAAAACUGUUUUGUCCGACAGGGACUGCAACAGAUUACAAGUGUUGGCUGCAUGCACUGGGCCUUUUUUUGAUAACUGCAUACCUCUAAAAAAAAAAAAAAA